UCCGGAGAGAGAACUAUUUGAAGAGAGACUGCCGGGCAAUUGGGACUGGCAAACCAUACCUCCUCCACUAGCCGAGUUCAAAAUUUCUUCCGGCGUUACCUCCUAUUCUACCAUGUCUCCGUCAUUGAUUAUCUCAGAAAUCAAGGAGGAUGUGUGUCACAGCGGGCUGGGUCUCGCGGGCCUCCUCCACCAACAAGCCACAGUCCGCGGCAGCGCCGUCGCCAUCGAAGAGGGGCAACAUGAGUUGACAUAUGGCGACCUCCACGACAAAGCACUCUUUGUUGCCAACCAGAUUGACUGCCUCAACCAUGAAGACCCUUCGCCCGUGGGAAUCAUUAUCCCGCGGAGCAUGAACCAUGUGUUGUCACAAGCCGGUGUGAUCUACUCCGGCAGGGCGUGUGUUCCGCUGGACAACAAGCUCCCAGACGAGAUGUUGAAGGACAUGCUGCACAACCUGGGCUCCACGCUGGUCAUUACCGACAUGGUCCAGCAACAUCGACUGCCUGGCUUCAAGCACCUCGUCGUUGACCACCGGGCCAUCCCGGAUAACUUUCAGGCCAAGAUUUCCCCGAGCCAGAACGGGCCGCAGACGUGCUCUCAUGUAUUCCACACCUCCGGCACGACCGGCAAGCCCAAGGCGGUCGAAGCCUUUGCGGAGGGAAUGAUCAAUCUGGUCCUCGAUCCCGCGGAGCUGAUUCGAAAAGGACAGCGAGUCGGCCACGGGUCCAAUAUCAUCUUUGAUACCUCCCUGGUGGAGAUCUGGGGGCCGCUGCUGCGCGGGGCCACGAUGGUGGUGGUUCCGAUGGAGACGGUGCUUGAUCCUACGGCGCUCAGCACCUUUGUUAAGGAGAAAGAACUGAACGUGCUGCAACUCACGACCUCUCUACUCACAGUCACAGCAUAUGCCUGCCCGGAUGCCUUCUCGACGCUGGACACUCUGAUCACCGGAGGCGAGGCCAUCAACUGCCAGACGAUCCAAUCCAUCUUUGACGCGGGGGCACCAGGACGAAUCAUCAACGGAUACGGUCCGACGGAGGCCAGUGUAUAUGUUCUGUGGCACGACGUCUCGGAAGAGGAAGCACGCCGAGGGGAGAUUCCCGUGGGAAAGCCGUUUGGUAAUGUGGAGGUGUUCUUGGUGGAUGACCACCUGGGGCCGGUGCAGCCGGGAGAGGUGGGUGAGCUUCUCGUGUCCGGCGUCGGGGUUGCGGGAGGAUAUAUCGGAGACCCCGAGAAGACGGCCAAGAGCUUUUUGUACAUGCCGCAGAUGCGUCGGAAGGUGGAGCGCGGGCCCAAGCACAUGUACCGGACGGGAGACCUGAUGCGCAUGGAUGACAAUGGCAUUUACUACUACCUCGGACGAAAGGACAACCAGAUCAAAAUCCGCGGCCAGCGAGUGGAGCUGGAGGCGUUGGAGUCGGCUCUCGUCGGCACCGGUUUGGUCAGUGCGGCUGUGGUGGUCAAGAUCACCCCGGAGGAGGUUGACCGGGGGCAGUUCCUGCUUGCCUACUGCAUCCCGUCUGCGCCUGGGGUGGCCGAGGGCGCCAUCAUGAAAACCUACAUGGAGCAGGCGCCGCAUUUGAUGGUGCCACGGCUGGAACUGAUUGACGUCCUGCCCCUUCGAUCUACCGGCAAGGUCGACCGGAGGGCUUUGGAGGACCAGUACCACCAGAAGCUCAAGCGGUCGCGGGCUAAUGGAGUGAAUGGCAAUGCCAACGCUGGCAGAGUGGCGGCUAAGCUGGAAUACAUUUGGAUUGAUGUAUUCGGUCUCACGGUGGAGCAUCUGCGGCCAACAGACGACUUUGUGGUCAUGGGCGGGACCUCCUUGAUUGCCGCCACGAUGAUCGCCCGCAUUAAACAGACCUUUGGGAUUUCACUACGAGCUCAAAUGCUUUACGAGAAUACCAGCUUUGAGAAACUGACCCAAUUGGUCACCAACAUCCAGGUGAACGGGGACGACUCCACUAUCCAAGCCGAACAAGAUGUCUGGCUGCAGGACUCAAAGCUCGCCGAGCAUCUGCGGCCCAUGGGGGGCGUCAUCCCGCACUGGCCGGAUAAGAACGAAGGUCGAAUCUUCCUGACUGGUGCGACAGGCUUCGUCGGAGUGUUCCUCCUGGCGACUCUGGUGAAGCGGCCAGAUGUGAAGAAGGUUGCCUGUCUUGUGCGGGCUGAAGACCAGUCCGCUGCCCGGCGCCGACUCGAGAAGUGUCUCGAGAAAUACUGUCUCUCUGCCGACAUGGACAAGGUGAUUGCCGUGCCUGGCAACUUUGGGCAGCCCAAGCUGGGUCUGUCUCCGGAGCAAUACGACUACUUUGCUACCUGGGCCAGUGUCAUUUUCCAUCUCGGAGCCAAAGUCAGCUACGUAGCCCCGUACUCCUCUCACCGGCAGGAGAAUACGAUCGGAACCCUGAACAUGCUUGAGUUUUCCACCCACUGCCGAAUCAAGGCCAUGCACUACUCCUCCACGAUCGCCGCCUACGGGCCCACCGGACAUGUCACGGGCGCAAAGCUGCUGCUGGAGGACGAGCGCCCGGCUCCCCAUCUCGCUGCCCUGCCCUCUGAUACCGGGUAUGCUCAGAGUCAGUACGUGGCCGAGGCAAUUGUCUGGAAUGCGAUUGACAAUGGCUUCCCGGUUGCCAUCUACCGCCCGGGAUUCGUCCUGGGCCACAGCAAGUCGGGCAUCUGUAAUCCUGACGACUUUAUCUCCCGACUUUUCACCAGCUGCAUGGACAUGGGGUUGUACCCGGUGCUGCCCGAUCAGCGGAAAGAAUUCAUUCCGGUCGACUAUGUCGUGGACGCCAUCCUCCACGUCUCCCUGUCGCACGACAACCUCGGGCACGGAUACAAUCUGGUGCAGCCCGACCUGGCCAACGCCAUCGACAUCAACACUACCUUCGAUCUGUUGAAUCAAAUGUCGCCGUACCAAAUGGAAGGCGUCCCAUACGAGCAAUGGGUGAAUUCGCUGUCAGAGCGACUCGAUGAUCCCCUACACCCGCUGACCCCCAUGUUACGCGAGAAGGUGUUCGGCGAAAAGACCCGGUGGGAGGUGUAUGAGAACAUGGCCGAGUACGGACGGGAGAAUAUCCGACGGGCGUUGAGCGAUGCCCCGGAGAUUCUCAACCGGGAGCCGAUCGAGGUGCUUUUCCAACGGUCGCUGAAGAGCUGGCUGCCGUGUUUGGUGUGGCCCAAGCCGGUGCGCGUUCGAUCGGAGGCAGAGCGUUCCGCUGCUGACCAGACGGACGGUGCACAACCAGAGGCCAACGGGAUUCAUUAAAUACGACGAGAACAUAAGCAAGGGCACGAAGCAUACGAGGAAGAUGGGACGAAUAGGACUGAAGAAGAGCACCACCAGAAUCAGGAUGCCCCGGACAGAGGGGGUCCAAAUAAUGAUUGGAGUGGAUGGAGCAACUUGACACAUAACGAUUCACGAACAGACAUUUUAUAGCAAUCUCAGGUACUAAUAACAUUUGCUUAUCAGCGGGCCAAGACUCCUCAUCGUAACGCGGAAUGUCUCCCUUCCGUGUGCCUUCUCCGGGAUGAUCCUGACUGGUCGAUAUUCUGGUUGCCUGGAGGGUGAGUUUACCUUGCAUGUCUUGGAGACUAUGGUCCUGUUCAUAUUGAAUCCUGCCGCAAGGGCACUAGGCUGAAGCAUUAAUUGGAUCUAGAUCGAUACUCAAUAGUAUGUUAGAGUCUUGUCGCUUUUGGACUGAUCAGUUGUGGCCGUUUAGCAUCACCAGGCAAUGAUGG
Messenger RNA from Aspergillus ibericus CBS 121593, 3744 nucleotides. Its product is annotated as non-ribosomal peptide synthetase. Bases 113 to 3271 code for a protein of 1052 amino acids. The record is from RefSeq and is a predicted model, not a curated record. The transcript has a single exon. Lineage: Eukaryota; Fungi; Ascomycota; Eurotiomycetes; Eurotiales; Aspergillaceae.